This is a messenger RNA of Magallana angulata, 5485 nucleotides long. RefSeq names its product coiled-coil domain-containing protein CG32809-like. Gene Ontology annotation, cellular component: cytoplasm. The record is from RefSeq and is a predicted model, not a curated record. Bases 1612 to 5079 code for a protein of 1155 amino acids. Lineage: Eukaryota; Metazoa; Mollusca; Bivalvia; Ostreida; Ostreidae. The transcript has 16 exons.
AUUGAUUAAUACAGAGACAAUGUUGGAUCAUCCACAUUGCAUGUUUUCCGAUAUUUUUUUUUCGUCAGGAACAAGCAAGAGAGAAAAAAAAUAUUUCAUAUGACAAUUAAUCUGUGUCUCAGAAUAAAACCAGAGGAAUGGAGCCCCAGUGAAGCCCAUGCAAAGCUUUCUCUCUGACAGACAUCGAAACCAUAGUAGUUUGAAGUGUUUCAUUUUCGAUCAUUUGACAGAGGCACUGAGAGCGAAUUGGAAAGAUCUUAUCUUCCAAUUGUAAACAUGUUCUGAAGGUUCGGGGUGAAUAUCAAAGGUUUUGCCUGCAUGAAGUUUUUAUUCAGCUAUACAAGACAGGUGCUGGAUGGAUUUGUCAACUAUCUAUUAAAGAGGAUCUUGAUUUUGGGAGAAGUUUUCAUUCAACAAGACAAGUGGCUAGAUUGUAUAACUAUUGUCAAUUGGAGAGAACUUCCAAUCUUGCUAAAUUCCAACUGAAAUUGCCAAGAAAAUAUUGAAUCUGUGUUUUGGGGGAAAAAAUUCAAAAUCCAUAAGAGUUGAUUUCCAAAGUUGUGUCUGCAUUUUUUUUUUUUCAAUGGUUUUACUCUUGUCAAACAUGGCUUGGUAGAGGAAUGAACAUGUCUUUUGCUUCCAACUGAAACUGUCAAGAAAAUAGUGAAUCUGUUCAUGAAAAAACUCAGGAGAGUUGAUUUCCAAAGCUGUGAUAUCAGAUCUUUCUGUGAGGGGGUGCUGUGUUGGAGUGUAAUGGGUGACAGUUAUCUUAUUCAGACUGCAUUCACGUGUCUAUGGAUGCAGUUUCACUAGGAAUACAGUAGGGGCCUUUAUUGCAUUUACGUGUGAUAAAUCAACAGAUUUCAGUGCUUUGCGCAAACUAAGUUUAUUCCACCCUGAAGUGAAGAAGAUCUUUGUUUGAAGUUUGUUUUUUUUUCAAGCAGGUCAGAUUAAGUAGUAGACGAAAGGAGAGAAAAAAAAAUUGAAUUAAGGCAGCGAAAAAAAAAGAAAGUGAGGAGAUUAGGAGGAAAUGGGAAAGAUACGUUAUAUACUGUCCAGUUCACUUAAAGUCUGAAUAUCGCCUAAUGGUGGGGAGAGAGAAAAAAAUAACCAGAUUUCGUGGCUUAAUGGGAAAAGAGAGUUUGGUUGUCAGGUAAAGGCGAAGUGAAGAUAUUAUGAUGUAAUCGUAAACAGGAAGAGCACGGGACUGUAUAGGUGGAGGAAGCCCUCAAUGUCAACCUGUUGAUUAGAAUUUCAUUCAGGAAGCCUCGACUCUCUCUCUCUCUCUGGGUAAAAAGUUUGAACAGGUGUGUCUCCAGCGCCAAGGGAAUUCGGCUGACAGUUGAGCUUCUGUUGACUCAGGAGAAUCCUCACAAUGUGGCUGGAAGUGUUGCGUAACCAGCAUUGAUUUUUUAUGGGGGGGUUUCUCUUGGAUGAUUAUUCGUGAGAUUCACACAUUUUUCGUAAGGACCUGUGUGUCAUUUACACUGAUUUUCAUGGCUGUGGAUUAAAACUUUUCCUUUCCUUUCCUUGGACAGACAUUUAUUUGUUAAUUUUUUUUUUCCGAUUUGUUUUUUUUUUUUUCAUGUGUUUUUCGCAGUUAAUCCAACCAUGAAUUCUGUUGAGAGAGUUAUAUGGAACCAUUACAAUAUGAACCGGCGACCCCGUGACCCCCACCGGCGGGCGACCACAGUGGUGACCUAUAACCCCGGCUGUGAACAGGACUAUGACAACCGCUCAGACACCAUGUCCAGUGUGGACGGGUCCACUACAUUCAGGCGAGGGGGGUGGAUGAGGAAUAGCAUGCCUGCCAUGAGGUCCCCACCCAAUGUCUAUGACAAAGUUUCAGGUGUGGUAUUCCUGGUGGCAGGGAACCAGACAAAGAAGGCGGAGCUUCCUAAUGAGGUCACCCACCUCGACACGGUCCGGGCGCUGUUCGUUAGGUCGUUCCCUGGGAAACUGACCAUGGAGUACCUGGCUUCUCCCAAACAGAAGAUCUACAUACUGGACACAAUGACUAAUAUAUACUACCAGCUGGAGGACUUACAAGACAUCAAGGAUCGCACGGUGCUACGCCUGUAUGAAUCGGACAACGACGACCCUCAGAGGGUCCGUGAACCACCCCCUGAGGUCCGUGGGAAACAAAUGCAGGCCUCCAGAGAAAACACUCCGCCCAGAAUUCCAGAACAAGGUCGAAGGUCACAAACUCUUCCCUCAGGAAUGACACAUUCCUAUCCCCCAUACCAGGAGCAACAGGGUCCAGCACAGAGGGCAAAAUCUGCUGAUAGGUCAAGGUCAUUACCGAGAGGUCAAGGGCCAGAUUACGGAUACAUCACAUAUCAUGCAGCAGACAGAAUGCAGAACUCAGUAGAUAAUCCCCACUAUCAGUCCACAUCCCCAGCAGAUAGACCAAACCUUCGCCCCAUUCCCGAGCACCUUCACCACCAGAAUGGACACCAUCCUGGGUAUCACAAUGGCUCUGAUGUCAGGCGGUCCCCUCCCACCCACAGGAGCCGGUCAGCUGACCCCUACUACAGGGACUUGUCACCCCCCUCUCAUGCAAUAACUGCCCCCGGGGCUCCCCCACAGACCUAUGUGGCCAAGGGGGUGAGGGCCAACACAAUGGUGUCCCCUCUCCGGGCCACUGGGCCGGUCACUCAAGAUACAAGAGGUAUGAACAGACACACACUGGCCUUCACACCGAUGGGAGAACCAACCAAUCAGGGAACGAUGAGGUCCCAGAGUUACCGGGUCCCCCCAGAUCCCAGUCAACACGUCCCCCAGCGACCUCGGAGUGUCACCCCCCAGCCCACCCCACAGGACGAUGUGACCCAGUUUCGAAUGCACAAGAUGGAGGAGCAGAUAGCCAGUCUGGCUGCCUGGGUACAGACAGCAGUGACCAAUACAGCCAGUCGAGCCAGCAGUGUACGCAGUAGUCACACAACCACUCCAUCAGAGCAACCUAGCUCAGCAACAAGUAUUGAAGAGGCCAGUUACUUCCCUUUCAGUAGAGGUCUGUCUGAUAUUUCGGGAGUCACUCAGAAACCAGUGACCAAAAAUCUGAAGGACGGAAUCAUGACGAUCAAGAAACAGGCUUCUGACCUCAAAGGCGAUCUACGCCAGAUCCGACGCAUGCAUCAACUGAGUAAAGAGAGCCUGCAGGAGUCCAUUCACGAAACCAUGAAGAAAAUAGCGACUGCCCUACGUAGUGUUCCUGGAGCAGACAAUCAGUUGCUACGGCAACACCGAGUGGAGGCAGACCAGUCGUGUCAGACAUAUCUGGAGAAGAAAUGCAGGGCAGGCAAGGAACUCAGUGAUCUGGAGGGGGCGGUAGAGGAACUGAGAGAGGACGUGAUCUCGCGUCAGUGUCGCGUCAACAUGUGCGACGUAGAGGGCAUGGCCUUGAUGUUGAGCACGGUCACCAAAACGUUUGGAGAACUCAAAGGUUUGUCUGCUGCAAUCUUUACUCCAUCUCAUCACCAAGCUGGAUUUCCAGACAUGCAGAAAGAUUUGAAGAAAGUGAUGGCGGGAGAAAUGGAAGUUGUCGUCAAUGAAGAAAAGUUUCUGAAGGAGGAGCCGGAUUCCAUUGAGGAAGCCCUGAAGCGAUGUAAACGUCUGACAGGAACGCUGUUCACUCUUAAGAGAUUGGCGUCAGUUCAAGAACAUCGAACUCCGCAGAUCCCGACUAAACAGGUCGGAGGGAAGAUUCCGUCAGACGACGACAAGCGGGCGUUACUGGACAACAUUAAAGCCAUGGUUCCGGAUCACCAGGCACGGCUGAUGAAACUUGAGGCCGCUGAUGCAUCAAGACAACGAAAGAAGAAAAUCAUCACGCAACAAGAAGCCCUCAAGUUCGGCAAGUCUCUAGAAAUCGCCACGCGUCUGCUUAAACCUGGCAGCAAAGAAUCAGUGUCAGAAAUCGUCACAGAAGAGCAGUCUUCACACACCACUACCUCAGUCACCGCAAAACCGAAAACCGCAUCAUCGAUUCCAUCCUCCGCCGGUGGUUCUGCAACCUCAUCCGGUACCAGCUCGCCUUCAGAAUUUACCACCACGGCCAAAAAAUCAGAAGGGUUGUCGUCUUCUCAAAAAGUUUCGGAAAAAAUUGAUAAAGAGAGAGUUGAUGAAGACGACCCUCGUCAUCAAGCUGCUGUGCUGGCAAUGAAGAAAGACGUGGCCAGAGCCGCGUUCUUCAGUUCCAUUACCACACCUCCUACCUCACCUUCUCCGACGGAGGAACUGCAUUCGUUUUCUCCGCCUCGACCACUCAUGGAUUACACAGUUCACAUCACGCAAGUGAAGGAUUCGAGUACUGGUGAAACUCAGUACACGGUUACGGAUGGACAGUUUUCUCAUUCAAGCGCGACUGCUCAGUUGGUGACCACAAGUUCAACUGCUUCGUCAUCCACUGGGAAAAGUUGUGUUUCCAUGGCAACGCGAUCAAGUCCCACAAGCAUUCCAAGAAUCUCAUCCGCAGUGAAAUCCACAGAAACGGUGGAAUCAUCCAAAAUCAUGCGAAAAAUUAGGACAUCCACCCCGAUAGCUAGUCGAGAGAGUGAAAAAGCAACAAGUUCCAAAAUUCCUAGUCUUAGUCUAAGAAAGGACGGACAAAUUGAAAGUAGUAGUGGACCAGAUGUGAGACCUAAAAAAAUUCCACCCCCACCACCCCCAAGGAAAAGUAGUCGAUUACCGAGCCCAGGGGUCAAAGUGGACACUGAGAUUUCUCUAAAUGGGACAGUGUCGCUAGUUGCUUCUAAGCCCGAGCUUCCUCCAAAAGACAUUUCAAUCCUGGGCGGCCACCAAAUGCUGGUCAAAGACUCCGGCAUUGGAACCUCAACCCCAAAGUCUAGCGUUCUACCGAAACCUUCCAGUAAAUUCGAGAAAGGAAUCAUUGAAGCCAUAGCCGUGAAGAAUAAAGAAAGUGAGGGAGGGUCAGAAUCCCAGGGUGAUGUUACGGCACAAGGAGCUAAACCCAAAAUACCCAGUAAAAAACCAAAACCCCCUCCACCCCAGAGGAAAUCUAGUCUCUCCCAGCCCGAAGAAAAGUCACAAAUUCCAAAGGCCAAGGAGAAUUCAUAGAAAUACAGGCUUCAUAGUGCAAAAAAAAUCUCAGGCUGCUUCUAGCUUCUACUGAACAUGGGUGCUUUAAUUGUAUGAAUGGUUGUACAUUUGUACGACAGUAUUCUUCAUCAAACUAGCCUUCUACUGGAAAGAUGUUUAUGAGAAUUUGCUGUAACAAAAAGAUGAUAGCUUUAAAAGACUUUAUUUGAAAAUUGUUACGGUGAAAAUUGUUUUCUAUCUACCUCUGAAGGAUUACUAGUGGUGUUCAAAUCUAGUCAACGUCUACAAAUAAACAUGGCGCUGUUGUUAUAAAAGUUUGAUGUGAAUUGUGCAUGCUAUUUAAUCAUCGGAUGAAUGGACCAAUAGUGGAGACUAUGAACAUUUUGAAAUUUGAUGACAAUAUGAAAAUAAAUUAAAAAAAUUC